Penicillium lagena is the source of this 1581-nucleotide messenger RNA. RefSeq names its product putative proline permease. The transcript has a single exon. NCBI's taxonomy places the organism in Eukaryota, Fungi, Ascomycota, Eurotiomycetes, Eurotiales, Aspergillaceae. Bases 1 to 1581 code for a protein of 526 amino acids. The record is from RefSeq and is a predicted model, not a curated record. Gene Ontology annotation, cellular component: membrane. Gene Ontology annotation, molecular function: amino acid transmembrane transporter activity. Gene Ontology annotation, biological process: amino acid transmembrane transport.
AUGGCUGUUGGCCCAACACUCGGCACCGGCCUGUUCAUCGGCGCGGGUGAGGCUCUGGCCGUGGGCGGGCCGGCCUCCCUCCUCAUGUCUUACGCCUUCCUGUCAUUCCUAACUUACUCCAUGGCCACGACGGUGGCCGAAGUCGCCACCCACAUGCCUUCGGAACACGGGACCAUGGUGACCCACGGCUACCAGUACAUGUCCAGCAGCAUGGGAUUCGCCACGGCGAUGCUCCGGUGGUACUCCAUGGCGAUGCUGGUCCCCUUUGAGACUACGACAGCAAUGGUCAACCUCGGUGUAUGGCAGCCAGGUCGCAAUGUCACCAUGCGCUUGGGAUUGAUCACAUCCAUUGUGGUGGGGACCAACUUUCUUCCCGAGCGAUUUAUUAAGAUGUCCGAAGUGCUGUUCACUCGCAUCAAGGCCGGCACAAUGGUUGCCUUCCUCGCUCUCUCCCUGUCGAUCGGACUCGGCGGCGCUUCUGGUCAUGAGCAGUGGGGGUUCAAAUACUGGAAGGACCCUGGCGCGAUGCGUGAAUACUUGGCACACGGAUCGCUGGGACGAUUCUUGGGUUUGUUACAAUGUCUGCUCCAUGCCGCCGUCGCGUUCGCUUUCGCACCUGAGUUGAUCGUGCACCGCGCUGAGAAUUCCGAGUUGGCCGAGGCUACCAAGCGUACCGAGAAUGGUCAAGCUCCCCAGAGCAGCAGCAUCCCUUCCAGAACGGCGACCGAUGUGUUGCAAACUGUAUUCCCAUACGUCCUGAGUGCCGUUGCCAUGGGUGUGAUGGCUCCGUUCAACGAACCCCAAUUGAGCAACAAUGGAGCUGGCGCCGGGUUAUCCCCCUUCGUCAUCGGCCUCAAGACAGCCCAGGUCAAUGUUCUCCCCGUGACGGCGACCAUCGCUAUCUUUCUCUCGUGCGUGGCCUCGGGUCGGUCGUUUCUUUACCAAUCCUCACGCAUUCUGUGUGCCAUGUCCGAACUGGGAUACGCGCCCCAGAUGUUCCAGUCUCGCAAUCGCUGGGGCGUUCCCUGGAUCGCCGUGGCCACGUCCGCCUCGUUCACCGGCGUAGCAUUUCUGUCUGCGAUGCGCUCAAGCUCGGUGGUGUGCAACUGGCUGCUCCGCUUCGUCACAACCUCCGGGUACAUUUCCUGGCUAAGUUCCUGCAUCGUCUACCGCCGCUUUCACCAGCAAAUGAAGAGGGAUGAAACUAUUCCCCGAGACCGAUUCGCCAUUCAACCAAUGGCAACAUCCUUUGGAAUUCUUGCCAGCGCCGGCCUGCUCGUUUUUGGCGGGUUGAAUGCGGUCGCUCCGAGCACUGCGUCUGAAUCACGACCUGUGAGAGCGAUCACGACGUACUCGGGGAUCCCGGUGUUUCUUUUCCUGUAUGUGGGACAUCGAUUCAAUUCGCGGACGCUGCCGAAGAAGCAGAGGUGGGCGGACAAUAACCGACCAGCUGAGCCGGGGGAAGGUGUGCAUGUAGUUCCCGAUUCGUGGCCGCGGCGAGUCCAUGGGCAACCUUCGAAUUCAUUUCACCCUUUGGGUUCCUUUGAGAUGCAAGAGCACCCGCGGAUGGUUGGGGCGUGA